CAUCCACAGUGCUCCCAUUUUAAGUAUCAUCUUGGUCUUGGCUCAACGGCUGUUAAUCUGUGGGAAGGCGCUGCGUCUGAGUCAACUGUGAUGAAGUAGCAAAUUGGGUUUCUAAUGGAAACAUUGAGAAAGCAGAACCAAAGCUUACAUGCCCGUUAUGUCGUGGAGAUGUAAGUAAACGGGUUGUGUACUUGUAGUACAAGCUGCUCGAUGAUGUUUCAUAAACUCGAAGCCAAGGAGCUGUUCUUGCGAGACUUGUGAUUAUAUAUAGCAGAACCUACUGUGACUUGCAAGGAUUGAGCAUCCGAAAGGGAGGCCAUCAGAGGCUGAUGCUAGAACAGCGGAUAGUUUUAGGUGAUGUAAUUAGCUCUAUGCGUUCUUAUAUUUUGGGGAAGCAGAUCAGGUAAUGAAGAGGUUCUGUCCUUUGAUCAUUUCGUGUGGUUCUCGGUGUUCUUCGUGAUUCGUGUGAUUAGAACAGAGCCAGGUAGUAAUAGUGGUACUAGUAAGUAGUAACUGGUCAGGUACAUCUAGAGCUAGACCAGAGAUUGGGUUAAAAGAAGGCUUAUAUCCUCUAGAAAAUGAUGGUAGGAGCUGGUAUUCGGGUUUAAGUCCGUCUGAAGCUACAACAAAUGCAUAGGCCUUAGUCUGAUAAUGAAUACGAAGAGGAUUAGACACACUUUUGCUUUAGGUUAAUAUUGGAGAAGAAAUCUAGGGAAGCUAUUCUAUGAUUAUUGUUAAAGGAGUUUGAAUAAAUGACUUUUCAUGUUCAUUUUAAUUACGUCAAUGGAAUUUUGGCAGAAUGAUAUCCUGAAUGAAAGGUGUAUUAUUCUUUUGCUUUUUACUCAUUUCCAUUUAGGAACGAUAGGGAACAAGAUCUUGUGUGUGAACAAAUAUUUGCAUCAUUAUAGUUUAUCAGCAAAAACCCACAUAAGUCAAAAACGGUGCCUAGGCUUGGGAUAAAGGGCCAAGAAGUAAGUUUCUUACAAUUGGGUCUUUACAAAUAUAAUGAGUAAUAACUAAUGGCCCGGCCUCGCCUCUAUAUUUUAGGGCUUUUCUUCUGUUUAAAUUUCUCACUUCUUUUCGACAUAUAGAGGAGGCAGAACGAGAACAAUAUGGAAUUUUUAUUGGCCUUGUCGUUAUAUGUACCAUAUAAGUAUGAGCAAGGAUUAUAUAUACUAAGGUGUAUACCUUUACCCAUAAUGUCCCCUCAAGCUAUAGUCCUCUUGCUUCCAUGCUCAUUUUCUCAUUUCUAGAGAGAUAAACUGUUAAAAGAGAUCUCACAGAGCUUCUCUAAGUAUCUCCAUUCUUCACUCUUUAAGUCUUUAUCCUUAGCUUCUUCCCUUCUGUCUUUGCCGUACUCAUGAGAGCUGAGGAUAGCAACGCUUUGGAUCUCAAUAACUUACCUGAUGAUCCAUCUAGAGACUUUUUCCCAUUCUUCGAAGAAGGCUCUUCUUCCUCUUCUCCUGGAGGGUUUAGAGAGAAGCAAAUCAAAGAUGAUCAAAAAGAGUACCAAUGUAGAUUUUGUUCACUAAAGUUUUUCAAAUCUCAAGCUCUCGGUGGCCACAUGAACCGCCACCGCCAAGAGAGGGAGACGGAGUCACUUAACAAAGCUCGUGAACUUGUUCUUCGCAACGAUACAUUUCCUCCUCAUCAAGGACCUCCGUCAUUUAGUUAUCAUCAAGGAGAUGUGCAUAUUGGAGACCUAAUAACACCAUUCAAACCAAUGAUGUAUCCACCAAGAUUAUUCUCCCCCUCCUCUCUUCUUCCCCCGCCACCACCACCAGUUGUGCAACCUUAUAUGUAUCCACCACCUCCUGCUCGGCGGCCGUCAUCCUUUCCUCCCCGUCACACCAACGACUACUAUUUGUACAACAAUGGUACACAUCACCAAACCCUAACCAAUAGCGGUUGCGGUGGCCGUGCACCGCCUGACUCGAGCUACUCUUUCAUUGGUGCACCCGUGGCUAAUGGCUCUAAAGUUGAUCCUCCUAUUUCGCACCCUCUACCUCCACAUCAUGGGAUAUAACUAAGAAAAUGGAAAAAAUAGUUAAAUUUUCUCCAUUGAAUGUUAGAUUUUUUUACCUAUAUAGUUUUGUCGGAUUACUGAAAGAGACAUGACAAAGCAAUUGAUGGUGACAAAAAAGUGAACUGCUCCCUUCUCCAAAAGCAGACCAUUAUCGUUUUAUGUUAUUUUUCGGAACAUUAUAUACAUUUUUGAAACAAUAGUUUCGUUUUUAUGUUUGAUUUGUUUGCUAGUCAAUUUUCGUCGUCACGUUAUACGUAGACAUAUGGUAUAAACAAUUUGAAUUUGAUAAAUUUGUUUCUUCUGCACCUUUUUCUAUUAGGUACUAGUAUUUUAGCUGAAAAGUAGACGUUGUC
Molecule: messenger RNA, 2379 nt
Organism: Brassica rapa (field mustard)
Lineage: Eukaryota; Viridiplantae; Streptophyta; Magnoliopsida; Brassicales; Brassicaceae
Product: zinc finger protein JAGGED-like
Molecular function (GO): DNA-binding transcription factor activity
Source: RefSeq, a predicted model, not a curated record